AUGCGAUUUCGUGCAAACGUUGAAAAUGUGGCGACAUUUUACCGUAUUGUACAAGCCAUCGAAAAGCUGCAAAAACGAUGCAUCAUCAGAUUUACAGAAACAGACAUGCAUAUCAUAUGCAACAACGACGUUAACGAAGGCGGUAUUCAGGUUUGGUCGCAGAUCAAAGUCCCUUCACUGUUUACAGAUUACCGGAUACAAUCCAACGCACAGAAUGAAAUCACGCUCACUCUCUCAUCAGAAGCUCUUCUCUCCGCUCUUCGCUCUGCAUCGCCGUCCGGCUCCCAAGGCGCGUCUUCGUCCUCAUUUGCAUCUGACGCGGAAGUUGUCAUGAAGCUGGCGAAGAAGAAUGAUCAAGCAGUGCUCAACUUCGAGAUGGCAGGGACCACACGUAUGGGCCGCCGUGUACGCGUCGCUCACGAUGUCCGUAUUGAGGUGUUGAGACCACAGGAUGUCGGGAAAUUACGGGAGCCUAUGUGUCCUGAGCCCGAGGUCCACAUACUCCUUCCACCACUUGCGAAACUCCGCACGGUUGUAGAGCGGCUCCGUCCGCUUGCCGCAGAUGUUGUAGCAGUACGAGCGAACGCGUCCGGCUGUCUUCAGGUUUCAGCCAGCACAGAAAGUGCCCGUGUCGAUGUCUCGUGGUCUGGGCUCACUAACCCCAUAAUGAUACGAGAUGGGAACAGUCAGGAUCCCCAGGCGAGCCAGAACGGCAACGACCCCGACGCACGCGACCCGACGCAGAAGUACGGUGUGCUUGUCUCACUCCGAAGCUUCACAAAGUUCCUCAACAGCCAUGUUGUCUCAACGACAACCAUUGCUUGUAUCUGCCAGAACCACGCCAUGAUUCUCUAUGUCUACAUCGGUGAGGUUGCCGAUGCAGGUGGCGUUCUGACGUUCUACAUCCCGGCGAUCAUCGACGAUGCACUCUAG
This is a messenger RNA of Sparassis crispa, 933 nucleotides long. Its product is annotated as Checkpoint protein. The transcript has 7 exons. Bases 1 to 933 code for a protein of 310 amino acids. Gene Ontology annotation, cellular component: checkpoint clamp complex; nucleolus; site of double-strand break. The record is from RefSeq and is a predicted model, not a curated record. NCBI's taxonomy places the organism in Eukaryota, Fungi, Basidiomycota, Agaricomycetes, Polyporales, Sparassidaceae. Gene Ontology annotation, biological process: meiotic DNA integrity checkpoint signaling; mitotic DNA replication checkpoint signaling; telomere maintenance.